UGUCUUGAAGAAGUAGACAUCUUUUUUUCUUUUUUUUUUUUAGUAAGUAGAGAAACAUUCGAGUUGUGUAGGAUUAUGAUUUUUAGUAUUAAUUUACAAAUAUAUGCACGAUAAUAUAUCAUAUAAUAUAGCCUACAAAUAUAUAUAAUUAUAUAUUUGCAUUUUAUCAUAUAUUUUCCGUGUGACAUCUACACACUAAUGGGCUCCAAUAAUGGCGCCUGUGAUUUAAAAUUCCCACAGAAUUAUGGGAGUCUGUCCUAUUCUUUUUGUUAUGCUUGAUUUGUUCAGGGAAACGGGAAUGCCCAAUUAAUUGAAACGUUUUCUAGGCUUCAAGUUACCUGUGGUUCACCCUUUUCGCGCCCUCUCCUGUCUGUCAGUCAAAAUGCUCAAGAUCUUCAUUGGGUUGGUGGUCGCAGGUUUGGUGAUCGCCUUGGUUCUGGAAAACUACAACACCGCAAAGCACCCCAAAAGAAGCAUUAACAGCAAUUCCAAUGAUAGGAAUCAUCAUGGGGAUAUCUUUUACAACACCCACCCAUAUCCUGGUGCGGAGAUGGAUAACAUAUUUUGGUUUGUGCAGGUGUCAGACAUACACAUCAGCCGCUUUCAAGACCCCAGGAGAAUUACCGACUUUGAGGAAUUUUGCUCGGAAACUAUAGAUGUCAUUAAACCAGCCCUUGUUCUGGUAACAGGGGACCUGACAGACGCAAAGACGUCAAGAAAGAUUGGAUCCCAGCAGUAUGAGGUGGAAUGGCAGGCCUACCACAACAUCCUGAAGAGGUCGAGGGUGCUGGAAAGAACCAAGUGGAUAGACAUAAGGGGGAACCACGAUGCCUUCAAUAUAAUAUCUCUUGAAAGUGUCAACAAUUAUUACAGGAAAUAUUCAGCCACCAAGAAAGAGGGCUCCUUCCACUACAUUCAUCAAACUCCCUUUGGGAGUUACUCUUUCAUCUGUGUUGAUGCCACCCCCACCCCUGGACCCAAGAGACCGUUUAAUUUCUUUGGCAUUUUAGACCAGACUCGAAACGACGAGCUGUCAAUUCUAGAGUCCAAGAGCCUUAAUAGUAACCAGUCUAUUUGGUUUGGCCAUUAUACAACAUCCACCAUUAUCUCCCUGUUCCCAGGGAUACGGCAAAUAAUGAGCUCAGCAGUGGCUUACCUGUGUGGGCACCUGCACACUCUUGGAGGGCUGAUGCCAGUGCUGCACAGCCGCCAUCCACAGGGUACUCUGGAGCUAGAGCUCGCUGAUUGGAAGGACAGCAGAAGAUUUCGUGUCCUGGCGUUUGAUCAUGACCUCCUGAGCUUCUCAGACCUGAGUUUUGAAGAGUGGCCGGCUGUCCUGAUCACCAAUCCCAAGGCAGCAAAAUAUACCAACCCAGCGGUCGAGCCCCUAGGAAGGAUCCAGAGCUCCACGCACAUCAGGAUUCUAGCCUUCUCGGUAGCCCAGAUCACUGCUGUCUAUGUGCAUAUUGAUGGGAAGCUCUUGGGGGAAGCACGGCCUGUGAAAGGACCUCUUUUCACCCUUAAAUGGAACCCUAUGAGAUAUACGAAAGGACUUCACAACAUUGAGGUCAAAGUUGAGGAUGCUGCUGGCAGGUCAACAGUGAGACACCAUGAAUUCACCCUGGAAAAGGAUGUGUCUCUGGGCUUUGGGUUCCUGCAGUCCUUCAUCCUCCUGACUGACCACUACAUCCUGGCUAGAGUCACCUUUGUGUUCCUGGUACUGGUUAACCUAGGUUUGAUUGUUACCUUUCGUUACCUGGGACCACCUGCACUAAAAGAUUCCUCAGGGUUUGUCUCCCAGGCAAGGCUGUCUCUACACCUUUUUUGUAAAACCAACACAUUGUACUACUCCAGCCUGCUCUUCACUCUCUGCACUGCCUUUGGUCCCUGGUUCAUUGGAGAGAUGAUUGACGGCCACAGUGGGGCCUGUUUUGCUUUCGGGGUGUUUAUUGAAGGACACUUGCUUGAAGGAAGCUUUACGUUUGUAGUGGGUGUACUACAGUUAGUCUUCUUUAACAUCCCUCUGACCUGCUACCUCUGCUGGAGCAUGUAUCUGCGUUGCCAGGGGAACUGUUUCCGAACUCAUUUCCGGAGGGCGGGUAGGGUGCGGACGUUGAUGGUGAACGUGGUCAUGUUGGCACUCUUACUCUGGCAGGCAUACUCCUGCAACUUUCUGCUGGAGACCUACGGAACCACCGCCUGCCUGCUGUCCCCCCUGCGCACAUGGGCCCUUGUUUUGGGGCUCCUGCUGAUCCGAUAUGCCUGGACCUGCCACCCUCCACGUCUCCAGCAAUUCAUCAAGCGCAGCCAGCCAUCUUGAUAGAUUUUGUCUGUCAAUUUAAUUCUCAAUCUUACAAGACGCACAUAUUUCAAUUUGUAAUGGAAGAGCCACUUUUUCUGGAUUUGUGUUCGCUGGACUCCUGACUCUACAGGAAUGAUAAAGAAGACCCUGUUUUUUAUUGUGUUUUAUAUAUGAGAAUUUGUAGCACAUGUGGAAUUAUGUGAUUUACAGGGAAUCAUGCUGAUCUGGGAAUUGUGAAAUCUUUGAGGCCCAACAGGUGAUAUGUUUGAGACCAAAUGUGCCUGUAAGCACAACAGUAUGCUACUUUGUGGUGGUUGUGUGUCGUACUGCAUAUUUACGACAAUUUUACACAUUAAGUUUCUUUUUAAAAAUGGGCUUAAAUCAGGCUUUUUUAAUCACACACAAGAAUUUGAGUUUGUAUCAAUUAAAAAAAAACAAACUGUUAGCAAAUAAAACACCAAACUUUUAUUUUACACUUACCGUAUCUCUUCAAAUUAAAAUAAACUCAUCUGUGUAAAACUGCCUAAAACAGCUGCUGCUUUUAUUCAAGGUUGGCACUUGCUGUAAAGCCAUAAAUAUUUGCGACCAAAAUAUUUGGCGAAUCACACCCAUAAAACCUAUUUUGCUCUACAAAUGUUGGCAACCUGUUGCAAUAUACAAAGUAUUUAUUGUUAGUGGAAUUUGAUAUUUGUGCCAAAACUU
Acipenser ruthenus (sterlet) is the source of this 3004-nucleotide messenger RNA. RefSeq names its product transmembrane protein 62-like. Gene Ontology annotation, molecular function: hydrolase activity. The record is from RefSeq and is a predicted model, not a curated record. The transcript is spliced from 14 exons. Lineage: Eukaryota; Metazoa; Chordata; Actinopteri; Acipenseriformes; Acipenseridae. The coding region runs from base 383 to 2320 and encodes 645 amino acids.